This is a messenger RNA of Anoplopoma fimbria (sablefish), 2108 nucleotides long. It is a transcript of the gene irf8, whose product is annotated as interferon regulatory factor 8. Lineage: Eukaryota; Metazoa; Chordata; Actinopteri; Perciformes; Anoplopomatidae. The record is from RefSeq and is a predicted model, not a curated record. The transcript is spliced from 9 exons. Bases 161 to 1426 code for a protein of 421 amino acids. Gene Ontology annotation, molecular function: protein binding; DNA-binding transcription factor activity, RNA polymerase II-specific; RNA polymerase II cis-regulatory region sequence-specific DNA binding. Gene Ontology annotation, cellular component: nucleus. Gene Ontology annotation, biological process: regulation of transcription by RNA polymerase II; immune system process.
GCACGAUAAACCCGAUUAGUUUGUGACAGGGAGAAGUUGAACUCUCUUUAUUAAAUCUGACAGGCAGCCAUCCGUCAACGUCUCAGGAUACCACACACAGGGACAGCAGCUCAACCGACUGUACAAGGGAACAAUCAAAACAACACUUUUCUCCAUCAAGAUGUCAAACUCUGGCGGUCGGAGACUGAAGCAGUGGCUGGUGGAGCAGAUCCAGAGCGGGCAGUACUCUGGGCUGCAGUGGGAGGAUGAGAGCCGCACUAUGUUCCGAAUUCCAUGGAAACACGCAGGGAAACAGGAUUAUAACCAAGAAGUAGACGCGUCCAUUUUUAAGGCCUGGGCUGUGUUUAAGGGCAAGUUUAAGGAGGGGGACAAGGCCGAGCCUGCAACAUGGAAGACCAGACUCCGCUGUGCCCUGAAUAAAAGCCCUGACUUUGAGGAGGUGGCAGAAAGAUCGCAGCUAGACAUCUCUGAGCCCUAUAAAGUCUACCGCAUUGUACCCGAGGAAGAGCAGAAGAAUGGCAAAAGCUCAGUGAUGACCAUGACAGCUACCAUGAGCUCUGGCGAUAUCACUGACAUGGACUGCAGCCCUGCAGAGAUAGAGGAGCUCAUUAAAGAGGAGGAAGGCUGUAGUAUUCAGGCCAGUCCAGAGUAUUGGUCCCAGGGCAGCAUCAAUGCUUUCCCUCUGCAUCAGGACCCUUUGCCAUCAGGCAAUCUCAGCUCAGCUUUCUCCCAGAUGAUGAUCAGUUUCUACUAUGGAGGAAAACUGAUGCACACCACACCUGUUACUCAUCCUGAAGGCUGCCGGAUCUCCCCACAGCAGCACCUGGGUCGUGGAGCUCUAUACAGUUCAGACAGCAUGCAGAGUGUUCAUUUCCCUCCUGCUGAGCACAUCGAGUACGACCGCCAGCGCCAUGUCACACGCAAGCUCCUUGGCCACCUGGAGAGAGGUGUACUGGUCCGUGCAAACCAAGAGGGCAUCUUCAUCAAGAGGCUGUGCCAGAGCCGAGUCUUCUGGAGCGGGCUAGGAGAAGGGGGCUCACAAUACAGCCCCAUGCCUUGUAAACUAGAGAGGGAUGCUGUAGUCAAGAUUUUUGACACAGGGAAGUUUCUUCAAGCUCUACAGCUGUACCAGGAGGGGCAGUUUCCUGCUCCUGAUCCGGCAGUGACUCUGUGUUUCGGUGAGGAGCUGCAUGAUCUGAGCAAUGCCAAGAGCAAACUGAUCAUUGUGCAGAUCACUAUGGUGAACUGCCAGCACCUGCUGGAGGCAGUAAACAUGCGUCGCUCCCAGCCCUACUGCAACAACCCAAACCUGGAGAUGUCUGAUAAUUUGGCGAUGGACCAGAUGGCCCGCAUCUACCAGGACCUGUGCAGCUACAGCGGCCCCCAGAGGCCAGCCUGCUACAGGGACAUGUCGAUCACUGCCUGAAUUGUGAGCAGCAACACACCUGCCAGGAGCUCUUCAGCGUGGACCACACACAAUGUACAACAUAUUAGGGACAUUUCAUAUUCUCAUACCAUGACAAGGUAAUUUAGGUUAAAGCCAGUAUCAUAGUUGGUUUUGACUGUUUAAGUUUAUACCAAUCACAGUGUAGACAUAUAAGGAUAAGGAUAUAUAAAUAGGAGCAAAGCUCUUACAGUAAAACUUUUAAAAUGCAGCUCAAUAUUAGGAUAUCCCUAAUAGUUUGUAUAUCAGUAAUGUUUGUUUUUGUACUUACAGCGCUAACAUGAACUCUGUGUCUAACUCCUGCUUUUUUAUUAUAAGAGAAUGUUAUCAUCUAAUUCAAGAGAAAAAGUGGUAUAUUUUUAUAUGUUACACACAACUCAAGAAUAGAUUAUAUAUAUACAACUCUGAGAAUGUUCUUGGUAUAUACAAUUUAGUUCUCAAAGCUGAAUUCACUUGUUUGUUUUGCCUUUGACAUGGAUGUUGGUUGGAGGAGAUAUUUCAGAUAUUUUUCUAUUUUUACAGUAAAUGAAAAAUCAUUGUAAAAAUUGCAUUGAAUUUUAGAUGCAAUGUUGCAUUAUAUAUAGAUAGGUUAUACUAUCAGAUUGUUUUUUUAUAAACUGCCUUUCCAGUAAAAUUAAGUUUGUACUAAACUGCACGUGCUUCU